AUGCCAGGAAACAAAUCAGCAAUAAGAGAGUAUAAGUUAGUAGUUGUUGGUGGAGGUGGCGUUGGUAAAUCCGCUCUUACAAUUCAAUUAAUCCAGUCGUAUUUCGUGGACGAAUAUGAUCCAACUAUCGAAGACUCUUACAGAAAACAAGUAGUCAUCGACGACAAAGUGUCUAUUUUAGAUAUUUUAGAUACGGCUGGCCAAGAAGAGUAUUCUGCCAUGAGAGAACAGUACAUGAGGACGGGGGAAGGUUUCUUACUGGUCUACUCUGUUACUUCCAGAAAUUCCUUUGAUGAGUUGCUGUCCUACUAUCAGCAAAUUCAAAGGGUGAAAGAUUCUGACUACAUCCCAGUAGUCGUGGUAGGUAACAAACUAGACCUUGAAAAUGAAAGGCAGGUUUCUUACGAAGAUGGACUACGCCUAGCAAAGCAAUUAAAUGCACCCUUCCUCGAAACUUCUGCCAAACAAGCGAUUAAUGUAGACGAAGCGUUUUAUAGUCUUAUUCGUUUGGUAAGGGACGAUGGUGGCCAAUACAAUAGUAUGAAUGAUCAACCAGAUGACGCAGCCAAUCCAAACAAAACAAAACAUUCAGACGUAACUACAUCUGCAACGGAUAAUGAAAAUGUAAUGAAUAAUGGAACUCAUGCACCUGAUAAUUCAUUGAUUCACGAUGGCACCAGUUCUAAUCCAAAGCCGAUUUCUAAUCGUAAUAUCCAAAAUAAUAAAGGAACAGGUGAGAAGAACUACAGUUAUGACAAUGACGAUAACGAAGACAACAACAAUCACGAUGUCAAUAACAGUAACAGAAAUCAAAAUGAUGACAGUCGUGGUAAUCAUGGCAAUGCUCUAAACGCGAGGAGCAAGCAGUCUACCGGUCCGCAAACAAACUCAAAUUCAGACAACGAGAAAAAAACUAGCGGUUGUUGUGUUAUUUGUUGA
This is a messenger RNA of Saccharomyces mikatae IFO 1815, 939 nucleotides long. RefSeq names its product Ras family GTPase RAS1 (gene RAS1). Gene Ontology annotation, molecular function: GTPase activity; GTP binding; GDP binding. NCBI's taxonomy places the organism in Eukaryota, Fungi, Ascomycota, Saccharomycetes, Saccharomycetales, Saccharomycetaceae. Gene Ontology annotation, biological process: signal transduction. The coding region runs from base 1 to 939 and encodes 312 amino acids. The record is from RefSeq and is a predicted model, not a curated record. The transcript has a single exon. Gene Ontology annotation, cellular component: plasma membrane.